GCGCCCGCAGCUUUGGCACUCUGCAGCUGCUGGACUUUCCGGACCCAAGUUUACACAUUAACAGUCAUAUCCAGAGUGUUUAGUUUUACAUUUUCAUCCAGCAAAUAGUCUAAAAGCGUUUUCUUUCCUUAACCAGGAGGGAGGCUGCAGAGGGCAGCCCCUUUUCCUCCCUUUUCCUCCCUUCCCCUGCUGCCCUGCAGCCCGGGCGGAGAUGGUCCGGCUGCAGGCCAUGCAGGAGCGGCUUUAAUGCGUGCAUGCAGAGCCCUCUCCCGGGGAAACAACCGCAUCUUACCGCGGGCCGGUCCAGCCGCUCCCAGGCAUGAACAGCCACCCCCAGAGCCGCAGGGCUGCCAACGCCGGCUCGCUGUUGCUCACGCCGCAGGAGAACGAGUGUCUGUUCGGAUACCUGGGCAGGAAAUGCGCCACUCUGUGUUCGGCCGUGGUCCAGGUGUACGGGGCGGACCGGACGUGCAGCUGGGUGAAGAAGUGCUGCGGCGUGGCCUGCCUGGUCAAAGACAAUCCCCAGAGGUCCUACUACAUCAGGGUGUUUGACAUAAAGGAAGGGAGAACCAUGUUUGAGCAAGAACUGUAUCACAACUUCUCCAUCAGCAGCGCCAGACCGUACUUCAUCUCAUUUUCAGGAGAUAGCUGUCAGAUCGGUCUGAACUUUGCAAGUGAGGAGGAGGCCAAAAGAUUCAGAGUGGCAGUCAAUGACCUGCUCAACCGACGGCAGCGGAAAACGGAAAAAAGAGGUGACCUGAAAUUUGGUCCGGCUCUGCCCAUGGCCACGGUGGACAUCAAGAACCCGGAGAUCAACAACGUCCGGUUCCACAACUCCCACGGCCCCCAGCAGCCGUACCAGCUCAACAACAUGCUGAGCCACAGCGCUCUGAUCCGCAGAGACAAGAAGACCAAAGGCAAGAAGAAGAAGCUGACCAAGGCCGACAUCGGCACGCCCAGCAACUUCCAGCACAUCGGUCACGUGGGCUGGGAUCCAAACACAGGUUUUGAUCUGAACAACCUGGACCCCGAACUGAAGAACCUGUUCGACAUGUGCGGCAUCUCCGAGGCUCAGCUGAAGGACAGAGAGACGUCCAAAGUCAUCUAUGACUUCAUUGAGAAGAAGGGAGGAGUGGAGGCCGUGAAGAACGAGCUGAGGAGGCAGGCGCCCCCUCCACCUCCCUCCCGUGGUGGCCCCCCUCCUCCUCCUCCUCCUCCCCCUCACAGUUCACCUGCCCCCCCACCUCCCCCGUCCAGGGGGGGCCGAGGAGCCCCCCCUCCCCCUCCUCCGUCCAGGGCCCCGGUUUCAGCUCCUCCUCCCCCUCCACCCUCCAGACCUGGAACUCUGGGAGCGCCGCCUCCCCCUCCUCCUCCCACCAGGGGGGGUCACCAGCCCCCCCCACCUCCCCAACACUACCACCACCAUCAGCCUCCUUCAUCUUCUGUCGCUCCUCAAGCUCCUCCUCCUCCUCCACCUCCCCCACCAUCAUCCCAGCAGUCUCCUGCAAGCUCCGUGCCUGCACCAGCUCCAGCUGCUGCUCCUCCGCCUCCCCCCCCUCCGCCGCCCGGCCCCCCUCCUCCACCUGAGCUGGACGGUGUAGGUGGAGGCGGGGACUCGCCUCACUCUCCCGUCACGGGCGGGAAGUCGGCCCUGCUGGAGCAGAUCAGAGGAGGAACGCAGCUGAAGAAAGUGGAGCAGAACCACAAAGCGCCGGCCUCCAGCACGGGACGGGACGCCCUGCUGGACCAGAUCCGGCAGGGGAUUCAGCUCAAGACUGUGCCGGAUCAUUGUGAAUCUGGGCCUCCAACUCCAGCCCCCACGGCGGGCAUCGUUGGUGCUCUCAUGGAAGUGAUGCAGAAGAGGAGCAAAGCCAUCCAUUCUUCAGACGAAGACGAGGAUGACGACGAAGAUGAGGACUUUGAGGAUGAUGAUGAAUGGGAGGAUUAGUGAAGAUGUUCCUCCUCAACCCCUCUGCCCCUGCACCUGACAAAAAAAGUCUCCUGAAAAUCUUCCAGAAUCUGACUACAGUUGUAAAUGUUAUGUAUGAUUUUGUUGUCUAUUUAUUUUAGUUUGUUUUUUUUUUAUUCCUCUAAUCUGUGCAAUACCUCAUCCGUUAGACUGUUGGGUUCAUCACACGCCGCGGUGGUAACAGCUGCUUCACUCCCCACGGGUCAAUAGAAGGCACUUAAACGACAUCUGCAUUUCCCUCACAACUAACCUGCAGUGUAAAACGCCAAUUAGAGAAAUUGGGGUGCCCGUCUGCUCAUGGGAAAUAUCCGUCUGCUCACUUCUUCAUUCCUUUGUUUGAGACAUUUUUAAGGGAGCCUCGCGUAACCGAACACGCAGGAUCCUCUUUGUGUUUGAUAGUCGUUGGGUGAAAUGCAAAAUAACACUAUUUUCUUAACAUAUUUCUUUUCUACCCUUCGUGUUUCCUACUAAAGUGUGGUUUAGUCAUAUUUUUUCAUGAAGAUACUUAAUGACCAAAAUGUGGUGAUUCAGUCACCUCAAGUGGAUCGUGGUUUAAUUUUUAUGUAAGUAAAGUGGUUAUUUGCACACAGUCUCUGUAAUAGGACUUGAUUUUCUUUUUUUUUUGGUCUUGUUUUUCGGUGUGCAUUUGUCAAUGAUACAUUUUUUAUUCUUUUUGUAUGUGUAGUGGGAUUCGGUGAUGAAGACGUGGUUUCAGACUUGCCCAACAAUGUUUGUUUUAUUUUAUUGUUUCAUCCUAACACACAAACUAGCACACUGUGUGGUAUGUCUGAUAUGACUGGAGCUUUGUUCUCAUGUCUGGCUGCUUUCUUGCAUUAGUCCAUGUAAGAGGAAGCAUCAGUAAUCUUUCACAGCACAGCCAAAAAAAAAAAAGGAAUCAUCUUUCUUCCUCCUCCGUCCCUCCAUUCACAAAUUAUGAUUUUAUGCAAUGCAAAUGUUUAUGCCUCCAAAUGGAACAAUGUUACAAAAGCAAAUAAUAAUGAACCAAAUGUGGCAUUUUCAAGCAGCUUGUGGGUUUGGCGUUUGUCUGUGGUCUUUCAGCUGUAAAUGGUGUGAAGAAACAGGCGCUUGUUUUAAUUGUCCGUCCUCCAGCGAGGUUUGAUGCUGCACUGAGAAGCCGAGUACUGACAGACACCUGUGAAACGGGCCGGGCAGGCUCAGCGACAAUACUAAAUUGUAUACCUAAAUAAAUGUUAAUAUUUA
Messenger RNA from Cololabis saira (Pacific saury), 3190 nucleotides. RefSeq names its product WASP like actin nucleation promoting factor a (gene wasla). The transcript has 11 exons. Gene Ontology annotation, cellular component: plasma membrane. The coding region runs from base 320 to 1948 and encodes 542 amino acids. Gene Ontology annotation, molecular function: small GTPase binding; actin binding. Lineage: Eukaryota; Metazoa; Chordata; Actinopteri; Beloniformes; Belonidae. The record is from RefSeq and is a predicted model, not a curated record. Gene Ontology annotation, biological process: actin filament organization; regulation of Rho protein signal transduction.